Messenger RNA from Amoebophrya sp. A120, 1704 nucleotides. The record is from the annotation of a GenBank genome assembly. Lineage: Eukaryota; Dinophyceae; Syndiniales; Amoebophryaceae.
GUGGGGAACUCUCUGACAAAGUUCCACUUCUCUGAUUGCCGGAUGUUCUGGAAGACCCCCUACACACUCUGGGUGUAUCUCGAGGAUAUGAGAGGAAAUCGCGACGGUUCGAAAACGGAGGCGAUCAACGUGACCACGCCCGCGAGCAACGACUUCAUCGACUCGCCGGCGUUGACUGCGCGGGCGGUUUCGGACACGGUGAGCAUCAGGUUCUCUGCGGAGAAAAAGGGUGUCUACUGGUGUCAGGUCACCGAAGAGAAGGAUUCGCCAUUGAUGGACGACUUCAGGCUGAAAAGAGUCACCGACGUGCUCGUUGGCAACCCGAACACCUGCGCGAAGUUCGCGCAACAGGUUCCCGCACAGACCAUGGUCUCCUGCGUUUUGACGGGGUGCAAUUUCAACGCCGAGAAGUUGUACACGGGCUUCAUCUACCUCGAGGAUGAAUUUGGUGGGGGCGACUCUACGACGGGGACAUUCCAAUCGGUGCCGAUCACGCUGUCCGUCAGCAACAGUUUUGCAAAGAACCCAACGCUAACUGCCGGUGUGGAACCAACGAGAGACGGACUGCAGGUCGACUUGCUUCCCUCAGGCGCGAGUGGGAACUUGUGGGGCAUGUUUGUGCGCGCCGCGGUGGCAGAGUUCGUCACAAGAGAUUCUUUACUGCAGUUUGUGAACGCGCAGGGCACCACCACCUGUCGUGCGGAGCAGUUGCCGCUGACCAGUAACACGGUCGUUACGAGACUUGCGUUCUCCGGUUGCUCCUUCUCUUUUGCGGAGUCGUAUCGUGGCUGCUUCUACGUCGAAGGGCCUGGGUUGAACCGUGAUGGUGUGCUGUCGACCUCGCUGUCCUUCGCCUUGACAACCUCGAACGCCUUCUCUAUCGCGCCCACGGUUUUGUCGAACCGAGGACGGUUAUCUGUCGACCAGCUUCAGAUUCGUUUCCGAACGCAGAACCCGGGGAAGUUCUGGCUGAAGAUCUUCUACGGCAACAAUGCGAAAGCGGACGUGCGGAUCAUGAAAAGAGAGGAGGACGUGUUGUAUUCGCCAAAUGUCGUGAAGCGUGCGACGACGCGGCAGCCGUCGGUCGCGGAAUUGGCAGCGAUUGACACGAAACUAGAGGAAAACGCAAUUUUGGAGGCGCCGUGCCGUUUCUUGAAUCAGGACAUCGACAACAACCUUCCCAUGUACAUCCUGCAAGACUGCCUGCUUUGGUACGAGACCAGCUACAUGAUCUUCGCCUACAUUGAAGACUCCGGCGGCAACAACGACGGGCGGAUUUCCACUCCGAUCCCCUUUUCCGUCUCCUUCUCGAACAGUUUUGUCUCGGUGCCAGCGUUAACCAGGACCCCUUUCGAAAACUUCGUGGAGUUGAAAUUCACACCGCUAAAUUCCGGCGUCGCUUUCGCUUCGAUCGUCGAGGAGUACUUGAUUCCGCAGCUGUCCCCGGAAAAUAUUCAAACGGCGGGGAAUUGCCGACUCCCAACCACUGCGGUUUUGUUCAACCGCGUCGAGACCCUGCGGUUUGAGGGCUGCAACCUGCUCCCCGCCAUGGUGUACGGUGCGUUCGUUUACAUUGAAGGAUCACGCACUUUCAACGAUGGGCAGGUGUCCGCCGUGGAUUUCGAACUUCCUCUGGCGAAUGACUUGCUCUUGUCCCCGCCCGAGAUCACGAACCUCGAUGCUGACGGGUUCACGCUGGUGUUC